AUGGACAUAUAUUGCCUAAGGUUAAAUGAAGUUCAAUUUUCUAUUCUCUUAGGAUGGAAUUCUCUUGAACGUUUACCCUCAAAUAAUCAAUAUAAUAAUGAAACAACUUAUAUUCAUGGAGGUUUUUUAAAUUUUUUACAAAGAAUAUUUAUUAAUAAAAUAAAUGAAAAUAAAAUUGAAUUGAAUACUAUUGUUAAACAUAUAUCUAUUCAUGAAGAAGAACAAUAUGUUGAUAUUGAAAUUCUUAAAAAUAAUCAACAAUCAAUAAUUUAUCGAGCUAAACAUGUUGUUUGUACACAAUCUGUUGGUUGUCUUAAACAAUCAAUGCAUCAAAUAUUUAUUCCACCAUUACCACAUGCUAAACGAAUGUGUAUACAAAAAUUAGGUUUUGGUACAAUGAAUAAAAUUUAUCUUGUUUUUUCUCAACCAUUUUGGGAUGUUGAUUUUGAAACAUUUAAUUUUUUAUGGGAUACAAAUCGAUUAGAUGCAGAAUGGAAAUUAAAAUGUUUUGCUAAUACAUCUUUUAGUAGCCAAUGGUGUAAAAGUAUAACUGGCUUUUAUGUUCAUCAUCAAUUAUCAAAUGUUCUUGCAACACAAAUAAGUGGUGAAGCAGCAAAAUAUAUUGAAACAAUUUCAGAUGAAUUACUUGCAAUGGCAUUUCAAGAACUACUUUGUCUUUUUUAUCCUGAUAAUCAAAGUCCAUUACCUGAACAAUUAAUUAGAUCUCGAUGGUUUAAUCAACCAUUUAUACGUGGUACACAUACAUUUAUUAAACUUGGUUCAAGUAUACAUGAUAUUAAACAAUUAGCUGUACCAUGGCCUAAUAAACCAGCUAAACCACUUCUUCUUUUUGCUGGUGAAGGUACACAUGAAAGAUUUUAUGGAACAACGCAUGGAGCUUACAUGACUGGUAUACGUGAAGCAAAACGAAUUGUUGAAUUAUAUUAA
Molecule: messenger RNA, 948 nt
Organism: Rotaria sp. Silwood2
Lineage: Eukaryota; Metazoa; Rotifera; Eurotatoria; Philodinida; Philodinidae
Source: the annotation of a GenBank genome assembly